This is a messenger RNA of Tribolium madens (black flour beetle), 2197 nucleotides long. Its product is annotated as polypeptide N-acetylgalactosaminyltransferase 35A-like. Gene Ontology annotation, biological process: regulation of Notch signaling pathway. The transcript is spliced from 7 exons. Gene Ontology annotation, molecular function: Notch binding. Lineage: Eukaryota; Metazoa; Arthropoda; Insecta; Coleoptera; Tenebrionidae. Gene Ontology annotation, cellular component: Golgi apparatus. The coding region runs from base 160 to 2010 and encodes 616 amino acids. The record is from RefSeq and is a predicted model, not a curated record.
CGUUAGAUCUUGUGGAAAGACGAGAAGUUGCUGCCGCUGCUGUCAGUGCUGUCAAAACAUUUACUAAAGUUAACCUAAAACAUUAAGUACGUUGUUGUUAUUACAAUAAUUAAUUUAAAUGUAUAUYACAGUAAGAAGGACAUUUUUCAUGUGAUAACAAUGGUCAGUAUAAACAAAUCUUUCCUUUAUGGGAUAUGUUUUGCUUCUCUAACAUGGAUAAUAUCACUCUAUUUGUAUAUAAAUCUUACAAAUAAUGAGCCUACAACCACCCACACACCUUUWAAAUUUGCAAAAACAGGCCAUCCAUUCAAUAGUUUGGAUCACGAUUUUAAGGUUUCUAAAUCUUACACACUGAGAAGAAAAUUUUUUAAUCAGGGCACUAACAGCAAACAUUUAAUAAAAAAACUGCAGCCCGUAUACCCAAAAUUGAGUAGUGAGGGUGGUAAAAAUGAACUAACCCAACUGGGUCUAGUUAAAAACGUCGAUGAUCAAAGAAAGAAAGACGAGGGUUACAAAAAACACGCUUAUAAUGUUUUGAUAAGUGAGAGAUUGAGUUAUCACAGAGACAUUCCAGAUACAAGAAAUGAGUUGUGUAGAAAUAUUUCAUACUCUGCUGAUUUACCAACUGCUUCUGUUAUUAUUUGUUUUUAUAAUGAGCAUUAUCAUACUCUUUUGAGAACAAUUCAUUCUAUUAUUGAUAGAACGCCAGCUUUGGUGUUAAGAGAAAUUCUCUUGGUUGAUGAUUACAGUGAUUUGAAACAUUUACACGAAGAUCUUUCAACAUACAUUGAGAAAAACUUUGAUAACAGGGUUAAAUUACUAAAAACUGAGAGAAGYGAAGGUCUAAUUAGGGCAAGGUUGUUUGGAGCCAGGAGAAGUAAACAGGAUGUGAUAAUAUUUUUAGACAGUCAUAUUGAAGUCAAUGUUGGCUGGAUUGAACCAUUGUUGCAACGGAUUAAGGAUAAUUACACCAAUGUCGUAAUGCCUGUUAUAGACAUAAUUAACGCUGACACUUUUGCCUACACAGCUAGUCCUUUAGUCAGAGGAGGCUUUAACUGGGGGCUACAUUUCAAAUGGGAAAAUUUACCUAAAGGUACUUUAUCUACAAAAAUGGAUUUUAUCAAGCCAAUUAAGUCACCAACAAUGGCGGGAGGUUUGUUUGCAAUGAAUAGGAAAUAUUUUACUGAUUUGGGUGAAUAUGACGCUGGAAUGAAUAUAUGGGGUGGCGAAAAUUUAGAAAUUUCAUUUAGGAUAUGGAUGUGUGGGGGGAGGCUUGAGCUGAUUCCUUGCAGUAGAGUAGGGCAUGUUUUUAGACAAAGGCGCCCAUAUGGGGCCCCCGACGGGCAAGAUACAAUGCUGCAUAACUCGCUCAGAGUUGCAAAUGUAUGGAUGGAUGCUUACAAGGAAUAUUUCUUGAGUCAUCGUCCUGAUGCAAAAAUGAUUGAUUUUGGCGACAUUUCGUCAAGAAUUGAGUUAAGAAAAGAACUUAAAUGUCACGAUUUUGACUGGUAUUUGAAGAAUGUGUACCCUGAGUUAGCUCUACCUACUGAUAAUGAAGAAAGAUUAAAGAAAAAGUGGUCAGCUUUGGAAAGUGAUAAAUUCCAACCAUGGCAUUUACGAAAACGCAAUUAUGUCGAUCAGUACCAAAUUAGAUUAUCUAAUAGUUCGUUAUGUGUUCAAGCAGCUAAAGAUAUAAAGAGCAAAGGUAGUAAUUUAGUUUUGAAGAAAUGCAUUAGAACGAAGAAUCAAAUGUGGUACCAGAGUGAUAAAAAUGAGCUAGUGUUGGGGCAAUUGCUUUGCUUACAAUCUGGGAAAAAACGCCCAAUUUUAUAUAAGUGUCAUGAAAUGGGUGGUGACCAGGAGUGGAAUCAUAAAGGAGAGAACAAAUCUGCAAUAUAUAAUAUAGCAGCAGGCACUUGUCUAGGUGCAGAAGAACAAAAACUUGGGGCUUUUGUUACAAUGAAGCUGUGUUCAGAUACGAAUUUAAUUAGUUGGGAUAUUCUAAGGUGAACAAAUUAAAUUGAAUAUUUUUUAAGACUGAUUUGUUAAUUAAGGCUACAAUUUUUACAUAAGAAUAACUUUUUACUGUUAUAUGUAUAUAUUUUGAUAAAUAUGUUUUGAUAUUAUUUUUGCUGUUUAUGCAUAAAAUUGUCAAUGCUCUCUUGAAUCGAACAAAUUUCAAUAAAAUAUGUUUUUA